This is a messenger RNA of Torulaspora globosa, 1077 nucleotides long. It is a transcript of the gene CST9, whose product is annotated as SUMO ligase CST9. The record is from RefSeq and is a predicted model, not a curated record. The coding region runs from base 1 to 1077 and encodes 358 amino acids. Gene Ontology annotation, cellular component: synaptonemal complex. Gene Ontology annotation, molecular function: SUMO transferase activity. Gene Ontology annotation, biological process: protein sumoylation; reciprocal meiotic recombination; homologous chromosome pairing at meiosis. Lineage: Eukaryota; Fungi; Ascomycota; Saccharomycetes; Saccharomycetales; Saccharomycetaceae. The transcript has a single exon.
AUGUCUGACGGGCUUUUCAAUCAGCCGUUUGUGUAUUGUGGAGUCUGUCACAGACAGUCUACCAGAGAAGAUCCUCUUCAUUUGACUUCGUGUGCUCAUAUACUAUGCUCAGAACACUUGAAUACGACAGCGUGUCCCAUAUGCAAGAAUCGAGAUGUGAUGGCGAUCAGGCUCGUUGAGAAUAAACAGUUGCCGCAGGAUAUAGGGGACCUUUUCCGGCCGAUGUCGACACUUUUGGAAAAUCUGUACAUCGUAUCGCAGUUCCAGUCCAGCGGGUUGGUGAACCAAUGUCACUACUACCAGGAGCACUGUAUUAAGCUGAGGGAGAAAUGUGCCCGGCAAAGACAGCUUCUCUGUCAGGCGAAGCACGAGUUGGACUCCGUGGCAAGGUUGAAAUCUAGAAUAACUGAGCUGGAGGCCGUGCUCGCGAAGCAGGAGGACUCUUCUGGCCAGCUUAAGUCCACUGAAACAUCUGUAUUUACAGCGCUGAAACCACCUGACACGGUCGACUUAACCGCUGAUGCAGGCGAUGACAUAGCCGCCCAGCGAGACGAGCAUUGCUUCCUUCGGAAGCUGAAGAAUUCAUCGCCACUGAGACAUAAAUUACAGCGGCAAAUGAAGCCACUGAAGGUAAUGCCGAGAUCUUCUGACGCCGGGGAGAAAACUUUCUCUGCUGAUGGGGCUAUUGCGGAAUCGACCCAGUUGAACGGCCUUACUUCUCCAUCGGGCGAUUAUUACGGGAAUCCAUCCAAUUCUUCUUUGUUAGAAGGAAGAUCUAGGAACUCUGCGGCAAUAUCAAACGGUGACUGUGGUGCCAAGAAAGCCAAUGUCAUGAAUCAAAGUCAGUUUCCUAGUGCCUUGGAUAAACUGAGAGUUGUCAAAAGAAAUCAUACAUUUAACAAUGUAAUAGGUGCUUCCCGAGGACAUCAAGGUUUGACUCCGCACAUGAGGAGCAGUAGUAGCAUGCAAACCCAAACUGGUCUUUUAAUGCGCAGCAACACGAGCCGCCAAAGAAGCUCAGGCUCACAGAGCCUGAUAGGCAAGGGAACGAACAAUAGAUUUCGACGCAUAAAGUAG